Aphanomyces invadans is the source of this 1467-nucleotide messenger RNA. RefSeq lists its product as hypothetical. The record is from RefSeq and is a predicted model, not a curated record. Gene Ontology annotation, biological process: DNA integration; DNA recombination. The coding region runs from base 1 to 1467 and encodes 488 amino acids. The transcript has a single exon. Gene Ontology annotation, molecular function: DNA binding. Lineage: Eukaryota; Oomycota; Saprolegniomycetes; Saprolegniales; Verrucalvaceae.
AUGCCGCCGAAGUCCUCAGUUCCUGCAGCGUCGAAGCAGACGAUUGAAGAGUCCUUCCGUGGUACAUCGACAAGGCGAGCGUAUGCAACAUACCAAAAGCAGUUCGAGUCCUAUCUGCAGGUAGAAAAACCAGGUAUUACACCCGAAUCAGCGGGCACAGAGGAUUGUACAGACUUUUUCCAUUACUUAUACACGAAUGGCAGAAAAGCACGAACUAUUGACCUUGCGAAAUCCGCACUGGUGGCCUUCUUCAAAGACAAGAACGUGUCACCCAACCCAGCGCAGAAUAGUGAUGCCCGACGGUACAUUAUUGGGCUACAAAAGUUCAAUAAGCAGAACAAUGUGGACGAAGAAAAAAAGGCCUACCCAUUGACGGCUCAGGAGCUCUCAACACUCAUGAACGGCCUGUCGGGCUACCACCCUUUUGUCGGCUCUCUCGUUCGAUUGUUGCUAGCUGCUGGCUUCCUUGGGUGCUUCAGAAUCAGUGAAGUUCUGAACCUGCGGGUCAACGACGUCCAACUCGGGUCCGAUAGCAGCGGUCGGUACCUGUCCAUUCGUCUGCGGUGGCACAAGAAAGCCAACGUUGAAGAAGAUUGUCAGAUCUACCACCUUGUCGACGAAAAGUCGUACCCUUGUUUGCGGGUUUGUGCCUUCUACGAUGAGUACCUGGCGUCCUUGCGAGCCUCUGGUGUGAAUCUUGUCAGCUCUGCAUUUGUGUUCCCAAACUUUGUACUCCUGGACGGCGGAGUUCCACGAGUUGACUGGCAGCGGCCGCUUGAACAAGCCACGCUGAGGAAACUGCUUGCUGAGGUUGCUGAAGUCACCCCGAACCUACCAAUUGGAAUCACACUUCACAGUCUCCGUCGCGGUGGUGCUUUCUACCGGGUGUUCGAGUCCACGGAACGUCGAUUCAACUUCCGCGAGCUGAUGGCCUGGUGUCGUUGGGCAGAUGCAAAGACAUGCUGUGAGUACCUCGUCACGCAGAGCAUUAGCAAUGAGAUCAACCCACGAAAUCUGCUACGUACAGGGGGCUCACAGAAUUGGCACGGUGGCAUCGCUUUGGCUUCUGGGCUUCCGUUCUCAAUUGAUGACCUUGGGGCAGCAGUGGCGAGAAGCCUACAGCAGAGACAGAGUUCUGAAGUGGCAGAGAAGGCUCCUACAAGACAACUGACAAAGGAUGCUUUCAUUGCACAGAAGACAAUUCCAACGGCACGAUCGGGCCUUCAAGCGUGGCAGCAAUGGUUCGUCGCCGACCCAGGUGCAGGAUUGGUCUGUGCCUUGAAAGACUACACAAGCGAAAUGAUUCGAAACGAUCGGAAGAGGUAUUCAGAGCGUCUCACCUUGGCUGGGGCGUUCUCAAGGUAUUCCUCCUUUGAGCAGUUCGAUGCGGCUUAUGCAGGGUUCACGAAGUCCUACGCCCGUCUUCUUAAGGAGGUUCGCCGUAGGAAGAGAUUGAAUGCAUUGUAA